GCUGUAUCUGCACAGGCUGAGGCUGCUGGCAGAGGAAAAGUGAUCGUGGCAGAGGAGAGAUGUAGCAGCGCUGCUUGGUGGGACUCUGUGGCCAGCCGUCUGUCACUUCUUUUAAAACCAGAAAUUGUUUUUGUCGGACAUUACCGUGAAUGGGAAAGAUUGAAUGCAUCUUAUAGCACAGUGGCGCCGUGUGAAUGUGUCGUGUAAUGCACCGAGAAGGAUUGCCUCUCGGGGGAAAUAUUUAUGUUUCGGGACGGUUUUGUUGGAGUAGCUAGUUGCUAGCGCUGGGCUAGCGACUGUGCUGGCUACUUGGAACGUAUUCUGCAAGGAUGAUUCGGUGGAUACGACAGCAGCUGGGCUUUGACCCCCCUCAUCAGAGUGAUACCAGGACAGUGUACGUAGCUAACCGUUUCCCUCAGAAUGGCCACUACAUACCACAACGCUUUGCCGACAACAGAAUCAUCUCAUCCAAGUAUACAGUUUGGAAUUUUGUCCCCAAGAAUCUGUUUGAGCAAUUCAGAAGGAUAGCAAACUUCUACUUCCUCAUUAUCUUCCUUGUACAGUUAAUGAUAGAUACGCCAACUUCCCCAGUAACCAGCGGCCUGCCUCUGUUCUUUGUGAUCACAGUAACUGCCAUAAAACAGGGCUAUGAGGAUUGGCUGAGACACAAGGCUGACAAUGAGGUGAAUGGGGCUCCAGUGUUUGUGGUUCGCAGUGGAAGUCUGGUGCAGACGAGAUCCAAGAAUAUCAGGGUGGGAGACAUCGUCCGUGUGGCUAAAGAUGAAACGUUCCCAGCAGACCUGGUGUUACUGUCGUCAGAUCGUCCAGAUGGCACCUGUCACAUCACCACAGCCAGUCUUGACGGAGAGACCAAUCUCAAGACCCAUUACUCAGUGGCGGAGACAUCAGUCUGCCAGUCAGUCUCCCAGCUGGAGGCAUUGCAGGCUGUGGUGGAGUGUCAGCAACCAGAACCUGACCUAUACAGAUUUGUUGGUCGUAUGACGGUGACUCAGCAUGGGGAGGAGAUAGUUAGACCGCUGGGUCCAGAGAAUUUGCUGCUGCGAGGGGCCAGGUUGAAAAAUACUAAAGAAAUCUUUGGAGUGGCUGUUUAUACAGGCAUGGAGUCCAAGAUGGCACUCAACUAUAAAUGCAAGUCCCAGAAACGCUCUGCCGUAGAGAAGUCCAUGAAUACCUUCCUCAUCAUCUACCUGAUCAUCUUGCUGUCCGAGGCCAUUCUCAGCACCAUCCUAAAGUACGCCUGGCAGGCUGAGAUCAAAUGGGACGAACCUUUCUACAACCAAAAGACAGAAGCGGAGAGAAACAGCAGUCCGAUCUUAAAGUUCAUCUCAGACUUUUUGGCUUUUCUGGUGCUCUAUAACUUCAUCAUCCCUAUCUCGCUCUAUGUUACUGUGGAGAUGCAAAAGUUCCUUGGCUCUUUUUUCAUUGGCUGGGAUUUGGACCUUUACCAUGAGGAAAGUGACCAGAAAGCUCAAGUCAAUACCUCUGACCUCAAUGAAGAGUUGGGACAGGUGGAAUAUGUGUUUACUGAUAAGACGGGCACACUAACAGAAAAUGAAAUGCAGUUCCGCGAGUGUUCGAUUAAUGGAACCAAGUACCGGGAAGUUAAUGGCAAACUUUUACCAGAGGGAAUGACAGACGACUCGCCAGAUGGUUCUAUGCCUCCCCUGAUGGGUGACGAAUUGUUAUUUCUCAAGGCAGUGUCACUUUGUCACACAGUUCAGAUCAGCUACGACCAGUCAGACUGCCUGGCUGUGGGAGGAGACCCAUUCUCCCAUGCCAACGGGGUCUCUUCCAGUCCCAUGGAGUACUACGCCUCUUCACCGGAUGAGAAAGCUUUAGUAGAGGCAACAAAAAGGAUUGGAGUGGCCUUCUCUUGCAGCAACGGAGAUACCAUGGAAAUCAAAACUUUUGGCAAGUUAGAAAAGUAUAAACUGCUCCAUGUACUCGAGUUUGAUCCUAACCGCAGGAGGAUGAGUGUCAUACUGCAAACUCCCUCAGGAGGCAAAGUGCUGUUCACCAAGGGGGCGGAGUCUGCCAUUUUGCCUUUCGCGACUAGUGGUGAGAUCGAAAAGACAAGGCUGCACGUUGAUGAGUUUGCCAUGAAAGGUUUGCGAACCCUGGUUGUAGCAUGCCGCCACUUCAGUCCGGAGGAGUACAUCGAUGUGGACAAGAAACUAAACAGUGCCCGCACCGCGCUGCAGCAGAGGGAGGAGAGACUGCAGGAAGCCUUCAGCUACAUUGAAAAAGACUUGCAGCUCCUGGGAGCAACAGGAGUGGAGGACAAACUUCAGGACAAGGUCCAGGAGACCAUUGAGGCUUUGCGACUCGCAGGAAUCAAAGUAUGGGUGCUGACAGGGGACAAACAUGAGACGGCAGUCAGUGUAAGCCUGUCCUGUGGCCACUUCCACAGAACCAUGAACAUCCUGGAGCUCCUGCAGCAGCACUCUGAUAACGAGUGUGCUGAGCAGCUCCGCAUACUGUCCAGGAGGUUAAGGGAGGACCAUGUCAUACAGCAUGGAUUGGUUGUAGAUGGAGCUAGUCUGUCUUUAGCAUUGAGGGAACACGAGAAGCUCUUUAUGGAAGUGUGUAAAAACUGUUCAGCUGUGCUGUGCUGCCGCAUGGCCCCACUGCAGAAAGCUAAGGUUGUGCGUCUUUUAAAGACAUCUCCAGAAAAACCCAUCACCUUAGCUAUUGGGGAUGGAGCCAAUGAUGUCAGUAUGAUACAGGAAGCCCAUGUGGGCAUAGGUAUCAUGGGGAAGGAGGGUCGUCAGGCUGUGAGAAACAGCGACUAUGCAAUUGCCAGGUUCAAGUUCCUGGCCAAACUCCUGCUGGUCCACGGGCACUUCUACUACAUUCGAAUAGCUACUCUUGUACAGUACUUUUUCUACAAGAAUGUGUGUUUUAUCACGCCGCAGUUUUUAUACCAGUUCUUCUGUUUGUUUUCACAACAAACUCUGUACGACAGUGUUUAUCUGACACUGUACAACAUCUGCUUCACCUCGCUGCCAAUCCUUGUGUACAGUCUGUUUGAACAGCUGGUCCAUCCGCAUGUAUUGCAGAACAAACCUGGCCUGUACAGGGAUAUUAGCAAGAACUCUCUGCUCUCUUUCCGGACCUUCUUGUACUGGACUGUGUUGGGUUUCUGUCACGCCUUUGUCUUCUUCUUUGGAUCCUACAUACUAAUGGGAGAGGACACCACACUUAUGGGCAAUGGACAGAUCUUGCGAGCUAACAGGCAGCUGAUGUUUGGGAACUGGACAUUUGGAACACUGGUCUUUACUGUCAUGGUCAUCACUGUCACGUUAAAGCUUGCAUUAGAGACUCAUUUUUGGACGUGGAUGAACCAUUUUGUGACAUGGGGCUCAAUUGCCUUCUAUUUCAUCUUCUCUCUCUUCUAUGGAGGCAUCAUCUGGCCAUUCCUGCACACCCAGGACAUGUACUUCGUCUUUGUGCAGCUGCUGUCCAGCGGUUCAGCCUGGUUCGCCAUUAUCAUCAUCGUCAUAACUUGCCUCUUUCCUGAUGUGUUGAAGAAGGUCUUGUACAGACACCUGCAGCCCACCAGCACUCAGAAGAGUCAGUCUCUACCAGCCUCCCAGGUGCAGAACCUCAGCUGCAUGGAAUCCCUGUGCUGCUACCAACAGGGGCAGAGCGGCUGUACCCGCCUGGCCCGCCUCCUGGAGCAAAUGACUGGACGCUGCAAGGCCAGCGCCAACAAUUGCCACACAUCCAGCCGCAACAACAGGUCUUGGAGCGACACGGAGAACUUGUACUCCAACGAUCGCAGCAUCCUGACGCUGUCGCCCAUCGAGGCCACCCACUGCUGACUCCCGGGGCCGCUGACUGUAGCACAGGGGGUCGGGGGGAGAGCCACCGCUCCGUUAUGAGUCAUAAUCACACCCCCCGCAACCUCAGCCACCAUUUUCGAAACAAUUUCAUUUUAAACUCUGUUAAUUCCCAGCAGGAUGCAGCACUGCUACAAAUGGGAUAAGGAUCCAAAGAACUCGUUUGAGUCUAUGCUGAGAGGAACGUCAGAUGGGAGCGAAAACUCUGAAGGAAAUGGAACAUGUGGUGCGAGCUAUUUGUGCUGCUACGUGUACGCUUGAAGAUCCGGUCUGUGUCUGAGCUGUAAAAUGCCUGGAUUCCUGCUGCUACUGCUAGCAGCGGAUCUGCAAGUCCAUCAAACUGGAAAACACCCUCCAUAAAAUCAGUUUUUAGUCACGUGAACUCCUCUGGAGCCCUUUCAUUGUCAAAACAGCGAUUUCUGACUGAGUACACUUUUUGCUGCGAGUGUCAAAGUGAGCAUCCAGAGGAUUUGUCAAGUCGACAGCAAGCCAGGAUCAUAUACGUAGCAAAACAUCCUGUUGCUUCCAUAAACUGCUACAAAAACUCUUCAUUCAGACCUCCCACCACAGCCCUGCAGCAUCCAGAACAUGAAGCCUCAUCUCUACCGCGGUACCAAAGACCAAAAAGGAUUCCGACUGGAGUUUAAAAGGAAAAGUGUUUAUUUUUUUGUGCCUGAUUGUACAGAAGCUUAUAUUGUUAAAGGAGACUUGUUGUUGUUCAUGCUGCUUUUGUCGUCUGUUCUGGCCUCUUUGUCCCCCCCACCCCUCCCAGUGCACCACUGUGAAAGAGGCCCAAUGUUUUAAAAAGCCAUACGUUUUUGAAGAGGUCAGAUUAUUGGAGGUACUGCAGAUGGACGCUUGUGGGGGCUUGUUGUUAAAUUUGUUCUCCUCGAAUGCCUUUUGUCACCCAGCCCGGCGACCAGAAGCAUCUCAGCAUUAAAGCCCACGAGGUCUGGCAGAGUCAUCCAUGUCAGCUGCCUAAAAAUACGUCCGAUUUGACACCAUUAUUUUAUUUAUGCUUUUUCUGGUGAGGCUUUAACGGUGAGAUGCUUUUCCAAACCGUGGCUGAUGCACGUCGACCCAAGACAGCAGAAUGUGUUAAAGUUCAGAGGGGAAAGGAAAAGCAGAGCAUUUGCACAAAUCACAUAUCAAAAUUAUUUUGUUGGGUUUCUUUCUUUCUUUUUCUUUUUUUCAUUGGGAAAAGUCAUUGUCACCGUUCACAUCUGAAACCAUUUGAAUCACAUUUUUUGCUGUUACAUUGUUAUUUUAUUACCCCCCCCCCAUGUGUGUUUGUCUCCACCUGCUGUUGGAGGUGUGUGUGUGUGUGUGU
Molecule: messenger RNA, 5193 nt
Organism: Maylandia zebra (zebra mbuna)
Lineage: Eukaryota; Metazoa; Chordata; Actinopteri; Cichliformes; Cichlidae
Gene: atp11b
Product: ATPase phospholipid transporting 11B
Biological process (GO): phospholipid translocation
Cellular component (GO): plasma membrane; recycling endosome; endoplasmic reticulum
Molecular function (GO): ATPase-coupled intramembrane lipid carrier activity; ATP hydrolysis activity; ATP binding
Source: RefSeq, a predicted model, not a curated record